Messenger RNA from Phycodurus eques (leafy seadragon), 3002 nucleotides. It is a transcript of the gene ddc, whose product is annotated as dopa decarboxylase. The transcript has 14 exons. NCBI's taxonomy places the organism in Eukaryota, Metazoa, Chordata, Actinopteri, Syngnathiformes, Syngnathidae. Gene Ontology annotation, molecular function: pyridoxal phosphate binding; aromatic-L-amino-acid decarboxylase activity. The coding region runs from base 162 to 1604 and encodes 480 amino acids. The record is from RefSeq and is a predicted model, not a curated record. Gene Ontology annotation, biological process: serotonin biosynthetic process; amino acid metabolic process; catecholamine metabolic process.
UAAAAGGAGGGAAUGUCUCUUGCCCUGUUUACACCCAUACAUCUACUCAUCAACACACUCACGUCACACUGUACAUUUGUCUUUUUAUUUCACACCAAAAGGAGAGGGCGAGAUUCACAAUAUACCACUUUUGGUGCUUUUGGUGCUUUAAAGUGCGUACCAUGAAUGCAGCGGAGUUCCGGCGUCGAGGGAAAGAGAUGGUCGACUUUAUAGCUGACUAUUUGGAGAACCUGGAGCAGCGACCAGUCUAUCCAGAUGUGGAACCGGGCUAUCUCAAAUCAUUAAUCCCGAGUGAGGCACCACUGGAACCAGAGAGCUACGAGGAUAUAAUGAAGGAUGUGGAGCGAGUCAUAAUGCCUGGGAUCACCCACUGGCACAGUCCAUACUUCUAUGCUUACUUCCCUGCAGCUUCCUCCUUCCCUGCCAUGUUGGCAGAUAUGCUGUGUGGAGCCAUUGGAUGCAUUGGAUUUUCUUGGGCUGCCAGCCCAGCUUGCACAGAGCUGGAGACAGUGAUGUUAGACUGGUUAGGAAAGAUGAUGCAGCUGCCAGAGUCUUUCAUAGCUGGAACUCAUGGUCAUGGGGGAGGAGUCAUCCAGGGCACAGCCAGUGAGGCGACCCUCAUGUCCUUGCUCGCUGCCCGUUGUAAAGCGGUCCGUCACGCCCAGUCCAUCAACCCGAAAAGGACUGAACCCGAGAUCCUUGCCAAAUUGGUGGCAUACACAUCAGAACAAUCUCAUUCGUCCGUGGAGCGGGCAGGUCUGAUUGGGGGCGUGAUGAUGAAGAAAGUCCCGACAGACGACACUUAUGCUGUCACGGGUGAUAUACUGAAGAAGAUGGUGGAACAAGACAAAGAAGCGGGACUCAUCCCUUUCUACUUCUGUGCAACGCUUGGCACCACUGCAUCAUGUGCCUUUGAUCGUAUCUCUGAGCUGGGGCCUAUAUGUAAUGAACAAAGCAUGUGGAUGCAUAUUGACGCUGCGUAUGCUGGGAGUGCAUUUAUCUGUCCUGAAUUUCGGCCUUUGUUGAAUGGCAUAGAGUUUGCGGAUUCUUUCAAUUUGAACCCACACAAAUGGCUUUUGGUCAACUUCGACUGCUCUGCCAUGUGGGUCAAGAAGAGACAGGACAUGAUUGGAGCCUUCAAGGUGGAACCACUCUACCUGAGACAUGAGAACCAGGAGUCAGGGCUAGUGACCGAUUAUAGGCAUUGGCAGAUUCCACUGGGCAGACGAUUCCGCUCGCUCAAAAUGUGGUUUGUCUUUCGCAUGUACGGCCUGCAAGGAUUACAGGCGCAUAUACGCAAGCAAGUGGGCCUGGCCAAGGAGUUUGAGAGUCUGGUACGAGCAGACAAGAGAUUUGAGAUCUGUGCUGACGUCAUCAUGGGUCUGGUUUGCUUCAGGCUGAAGGGCUCCAAUGAGCUGAAUCAGAAUCUGCUGAAGAGGAUCACAAAGAGCAGAGAGAUCCACUUGGUGCCUUGUCAUCUGACCGGACGCUUUGUCCUGCGCUUCGCCAUUUGCUCGCGCACCACUGAGUCUCGUCACAUCCGGCAAGCGUGGCGGCACAUCACACAGCUGACCUUUGAACUCCUGCAGGAUAACGUUCAAUAACAACUGGGCAAGCAAGUCACAGUAUAAAUGUUAUUAACCCAAUGUUGCAGAGAAGCAAUGUCAGAUAGGACAAAACACACACACACACACACACUAUAGCUACUUUCAGGCUUAAAAACUGGUUUGCACAGUUAAAAAAAAAGUGGAAAUUAUUUGGCAUGGUAAAGCAUGUCUGCCUCACAGAGGUCCUGGCUUCAAAUCUCGGCUCACUCCCUCUGCAUGGGAACUCCAACUUCCUCCCACAUCACCAAAAUAUCUUCCUUAGCUCUUCAUUGCCUAUGUAGCGUCUGUGUCCUGUGUAAAAUGUGGGUUGAGGUGAACUCAAAAUGUAUUUUCUGUGGUGUCCGAUGAAUGUACAGUAUUACACUUUGUAUGUGUUUGUUUUUGUUAAUUUGCCUGCAAAUGUAUGUAUGUAUACUCAUUUAGACAUUUAGUGAAGGAUCAUUAACAAACAGAACAUUACUGACUUAGCUAUAGAUGCAAAUUAUUUUUUAAAUUUUCUUUAAGAUUAUUGUCACUGUUUUUAAUAUGGGCAUUAAUUUUAACCAAAUGUAUGUCCAUUUAAAAAUGUUUGAAGGUACUUUCUGCAUUGUUACAUACACAUAUUGCCCAUGUGGUGCAGAAAACAAUGAACAGGAAUGUGGCCAUUGACAAGGGAAUCCAAUCAUUUAAACUAUUGAAUUCAAUAUCCAUCACUGUUCAGAAUUUACACGUACAAUACAGUGUGUAUUCACAGGGUGCUGAUUAAAUGAUGGUGAUCAAGUAUUGCUGGCAGAAAAGAUUGUUUUAGCAAUGUGACAGUGAUGAAGAUGAAUAUCAAUCUUUGACCUCAAGCGUAUUUGGUUGCCUUGUAUUAUUUUGAAUCACAUGUGGGAGUGUUUGAGGAAGAUGAGUUGAGAAUUGCUUUCGAGCAGUGACAAAAGUAGGCUUAAGGAUGAAACACUUCACAGGGACAAAUAUUAAAUAUCCAUUCAUCCUCAACACCACUUAUCCUGUUCAGGGUCAAAGCUGACUUUUGGGCAAAAGGCGGACUACAUCCUGAACUGGGCACCAGUCAGUCACAGAGCACAUAUAGACAGAGACAACAAUUCACACUCACAUUCACAUUCACCCCAUCACUGAGUGGGAACUGAACCCACACCAAAGUCAGAUGAGUGUACCACUACACCAUCAGUGACUCAAAUAUUAAACAACACAUGAAACACAACAUCCUCAGAAAUGAAUGAAUGAAUGUUCUACAUCAUUAAUGUGUGCACAUAUUAUUAUAUUUUCUAAAAAACUACACACUGCCCGACACAGUUUUAUUACACGGUGUCUGAUUUGUAUUCUUCCCAUCUCCUCCACACAUCAAGGAAGCUGCUGAUGAAGUGUCUCUGGCUUGGCUAUGUAUGUGGUGCU